AUGCUUACGAAAACCAAGCGAGUUGCUACUGCAGCAGCAAGAAAGGCAAGUGCCUCUGACACUUCAGCAGCAGGUGAUUCGUCGCUUGUUGCUGAAAACAGUCCACGUGGUGAGUCUCCACAUGCGACAGGUACAUCCGCUGCGUCUGCAGCGGAUACCGCGAACCGUUACAUCGAUAAGUCCGAAAUAGAGCUCAUCUAUUCUGGCGAGUCGGAUGAUGUAUCCGACUCGAAGGCGACACCUCACGCCUCCGGAUCACCCGGAGCGGACACUUCAAGAGCCAGGUUGUCUGGCUCUGGCAUGCGUGAUGGCAUCAUGCUCGAGGUCUUCGGACCGAGCGAAUGUUUCGACGAAUCCUAG
Peronospora matthiolae is the source of this 360-nucleotide messenger RNA. NCBI's taxonomy places the organism in Eukaryota, Oomycota, Peronosporomycetes, Peronosporales, Peronosporaceae. The record is from the annotation of a GenBank genome assembly.